Messenger RNA from Candidozyma duobushaemuli, 1056 nucleotides. It is a transcript of the gene SWD2, whose product is annotated as WD-repeat containing protein. NCBI's taxonomy places the organism in Eukaryota, Fungi, Ascomycota, Pichiomycetes, Serinales, Metschnikowiaceae. The record is from RefSeq and is a predicted model, not a curated record. Gene Ontology annotation, molecular function: protein binding; chromatin binding. The coding region runs from base 1 to 1056 and encodes 351 amino acids. Gene Ontology annotation, cellular component: Set1C/COMPASS complex. The transcript has a single exon.
AUGUCCAAAAAAGCCCUGACUACGGUGGCCAUCACCGAUAAGGUUUUGCUGACUCUCAGGCCGGCUAAAAAUCUCAGUCAUCACGACGGCGCCUCGGUCACCAGCCUUGAUUUCGAUGACUCUGGCCAAUUCCUCAUAUCAGCUGGAGUAGAUCGUCUGAUCCAGCUCUACGAUUGCCACAAGGGUACGAGUGUCAAAAAGAUCCAAUCCCAGAAAUACGGAGCCCAUCUAGCCAGAUUCACCCAUCACGAUCACUGCUGCUUGUACGCAUCCACUCCAUCCUCAGAAACAGACGCAGAUCAUUCCUUGCGUUACUUGUCGCUCAACACCAAGUCAUACCUACGCUACUUCAGAGGCCACAAAGACCAGGUCACUGCAUUAGAGGUGAAUCCUGUUUCUGAAACCUUCCUAACUGCUAGUGCUGACCACACAGUGAAGCACUGGGACCUAAGACUAACAACUCCUCUGGGAAACAUCAACGCUGGUCAGGCCGCCUUGGUGGCCUAUGAUCCCCAAGGCAUAGUGUUUGCCAUUGCGAGCAGUCCAGACGAGUCGGGCAAUGGCAGCGUGGCCUUCUACGAUACGGCCUCAUAUGAAAAGGGCUCUUUCGCCAAAUCAAAAGUCAGUUGCACGCCUGGUCAGAAAUGGACAAAGCUCGAGUUCUCAAACAACGGCAAACUAUUGCUUAUAGGCACAGACUCGUCUCAGCAUUACGUGCUUGAUGCUAUGCUGGGUAGACUACUAACCUGCUUGAGCGCGGUCGACGAGCCACAGAACGGAUGGCUUCGUUUCAACUACGCGACUUCAGGUCUGGUUACAUUCACAUCUUGUGGCAAGUUUGUUUUUGCGGGCUCUCCCUCGGGUCCAGUGUCUCUUUACGAUGUAUCCAAAGUGAAGGCAUCGGAGUCCAACGAGCCCGUCAUCAGACCCUUCAAAGAUCUUCAAGGUUAUGGUGUGUCCAAAAUCGUAGCAUUCAAUCCAAAACUCUUGAAUGUUGCAACAGCAGAUGAUCUGGUGGUGCUUUGGUCCCCAGACGUGGAUGGCGAAGCGAGCUAA